UAUAUAAGGUCAUCAAAUCUCCAUUCGUUGUCAUUCGAUUGGAACUAUUUUGGCUACCAACAUUUCUCGUUUAAGGAAUUAUCUUCAAGUUGUUAACAAAAUGGCCCUGCCGCAGAAGCACUUCAAGAGGGGUUCUCCCAAACCGGAAAUUCCCGAGGAUGGAGUCCUGCGCUACUAUUCGAUGAGGUUUUGCCCGUAUUCCCAGCGUGCCGGUUUGGUUCUGGCCGCCAAGAAGAUUCCUCAUCAUACGGUCUACAUUGAUCUCAGCGAGAAACCUGAGUGGUACAUCGACUACAGUCCACUAGGCAAGGUGCCAGCCAUCCAGUUGCCACAGCUGCCAGGACAACCUGCUCUAGUGGAAUCCCUGGUCAUUGCCGAGUACUUGGAUGAGCAGUAUCCCGGCGAGGGCUCCCUCUUCCCCAAGGAUCCAUUACAAAAGGCACUUGAUAGGAUCCUCAUUGAACGCCUAGCUCCCGCUGUCAGUGCCAUCUACCCGGUCUUCUUCACCAAGAACCCACCGGGAGAUGCCAUAAAAAACUUCGAGACCGCUCUGGAUGUUUUUGAGCAGGAGAUUACCAAGCGGGGAACCCCGUACUUUGGUGGCGAAAAGAUCGGCAUUGUUGACUACAUGAUUUGGCCCUGGUUUGAGCGAUUCCCCGCCCUUAAGUACUCUCUGGAUGAACCCUACGAGCUGGACAAGACGCGUUAUCAGAAUCUGUUGAAGUGGCGCGAUUUGGCGGCCCAAGAUGAAGCUGUAAAGGCCACCGCUUUGGAUGCCAGAAUCCAUGCUAAGUUUAUGCGUACCCGCCAUGAGGCCAAGCCCAACUACGACGUCGCCUUCGAGCCCUUGUAAGGGAUCCAAAAUUUGGCUGAUAUUUAGAACCUGUACAACAGGAUUCAAGAUACUUAAAAUUUGAAUGUGAAAACGCUCAGCGAGAAAAUAUUAAACCUAUAUGCACUCGACCACAAAA
Messenger RNA from Drosophila eugracilis, 971 nucleotides. RefSeq names its product pyrimidodiazepine synthase (gene GstO2). The transcript has 2 exons. Lineage: Eukaryota; Metazoa; Arthropoda; Insecta; Diptera; Drosophilidae. Bases 101 to 853 code for a protein of 250 amino acids. Gene Ontology annotation, cellular component: cytoplasm. The record is from RefSeq and is a predicted model, not a curated record. Gene Ontology annotation, biological process: glutathione metabolic process. Gene Ontology annotation, molecular function: glutathione dehydrogenase (ascorbate) activity; glutathione transferase activity.